AUGGUACGAAGCCCAGUAUGCACUUCUGAUUGGCUUCGAAACUUGUUGGCUACGCCGGGUUCAAGCAAAAUUUGCUUUGAAGAAUCUUUGGAUGCUCUUGAGAAGUUAGAUAUAGAUUUGGGCAAGCUUUCAAUUGAACCGACAAUCACGGAUUUGCAAACAAACAUGCCCUUAAGAGCCAAAGCCCAAACUUUGCUGGUUAAUACUGUGGCAAUCCUCUCGUCUCUCUCCCUCGUCUCUACCAGCGUGAAACUGAGCGUCCGGAACGACGGACGCCCCCAACGUGAAGGAGGAGACGAGCAGCGAAGCGAGGGAGCGCGAGCCGAGGGCGCCUCGCCGCCACAGCAUGAGCUUCGCGCCGGUCUGAGGACCUACGGUAACUACAACCUCCCCAAGCACUGCGACAACAACGAGGUCCUCAAAGCCCUCGCCAACGAGGCCGGCUGGACCGUCGAACCCGACGGCACCACUUACCGCAAGGGAUGCAAGCCAGCCGAGCGCAUCGACACAGUUGUGCAUUCAGCUUCACCUAGCCCAUAUUCUUCAUACCAACCAAGUCCAUAUGCAUCCUAUAAUCCCAGCCCAACAUCAUCAUCCUUCCCAAGCCCUGUUCGUUCAUCGCACCCAGCCAAUCCCUAUGAAACCAGUGAUGGGCAAAAUGACAACAAUGCCUUCCUCCCAUGGCUCAAGAACCUCUCUUCCAAGCGCCGCCAUCUCGGCUUCAUAAGCGCUCCGGUCACGCCUCCGUUAAGCACCCCAACUGCCCGAUCACCUCGUCGCCUCAAGAUCAGCGAGGAGGCCACCGAGUCUUUCAUGCAGUUUUGCAUCCCAAAUGGCAGUCAUCCAACAUCUCCUACAUUUAGCCUUGUGGCUCAGAAUCCCUUCAACCCGUUUGGAUCCUCGAGAAUGUGGACCCCAGGACAGAGUGGGACUUGCUCGCCUGUGGCCAUGGGCGAGAAUGGCCAUGUCCUCGAUGUUCAGAUGAUGAGUAAUGAUGGUUCUGACGAGUUUGCGUUUGGGAGCAGUAGCAAUGAUAACUCAGGGCCGGUGAAGGCGUGGGAAGGAGAGAGGAUACAUGAGGAGUGUGGACAUGAUGAUCUUGAGCUUACUCUUGGGAGCUCAAUUACUCGGUCUUGAAUCUUGAUGAGUAUUGAUCAGUAUUAUUGUUGUUGCUGCUGUAUCUCUCAUUUUUCUUGCAUAUUUGUGUAUAUUGGCGAAGGCAUGGGAAGAAGAGAGGAUACAUGAGGAGUCUGGAUCUUGAUGUUGUAUCUCUCAUUUUAUUGGAGAAAGAUGUUUUUUUAAAUUUAGUAAAGGUAAUGAGUGUUUAAAAGUAUGAUCUUUAUCCAGUGGCAUUCUUUUAUGGCUAAUUUACAACUUGGUGAUUGUAUUA
Molecule: messenger RNA, 1390 nt
Organism: Asparagus officinalis (garden asparagus)
Lineage: Eukaryota; Viridiplantae; Streptophyta; Magnoliopsida; Asparagales; Asparagaceae
Product: BES1/BZR1 homolog protein 3-like
Exons: 5
Coding region: 1-1137 (378 amino acids)
Biological process (GO): DNA-templated transcription; brassinosteroid mediated signaling pathway
Molecular function (GO): DNA-binding transcription factor activity
Source: RefSeq, a predicted model, not a curated record